AGGUGCAUUAUUCAGUUAGUUGUUAGAACAACAUCGACGAUAACAUAAUCAAAAAUUUAAAAAAUGGGAAAACUUGAAUUGUACGCAAUUGAUGCAAGUGCGCCAUGUCGGGCUGUUUUACUAACUUUGAAAGCAUUGAAUGUGCCUUUCGAAUACAAACUGGUCAACUUAAUGACUGGUGAGAAUCGAACACCGGAAUACCUCGCCAUUAAUCCACUUGGCACAGUACCAACUUUAGUUGAUGACGGAGUGGUACUCACUGAUUCGCAUGCUAUUAUCACAUAUGUGGUUGACAAAUACGGCACUGAUGAUUCGCUAUAUCCAAAGGAUCUAGUCCUUCGCGCCAAGGUCAAUCAAGCUUUAUUCUAUGAAGCCACCGUGGUUUUCGAUCGCACACUCCUCAGUAUUAGCAAACCGAUAUUUACUAAUAACACUGUGGUUCCGGCUGCCAAAAUUGAUGCAGUCUUUAAAGUAUAUGAGCAGCUGGAAAGUUUCCUGCAAGCACAUCCAUACUUCGCUGGCGAACAGCUAACGGUGGCCGAUUUUUCACUCGUCGCUACAGUAACAGCCUUAUUCCCUUUCGCCGAACUCGAUGCGGGUAAAUACCCGAAAAUCCAUGAAUGGAUUAGGCGACUGGAGCAGCUGCCGUACUAUGCCGAAGCGAACGCUGCUGGGGUGAAGCAAUAUUAUGAUGUUCUAAAAGCAAUUGGUUUUAAGGUAUUAAAAUAAAAACACUGUGGUCAAUAAGUGAAAAAGUGUAUUUCAAUAUUAUAUCAAUAAAUAAACAAUAUAUGC
Molecule: messenger RNA, 795 nt
Organism: Bactrocera dorsalis (oriental fruit fly)
Lineage: Eukaryota; Metazoa; Arthropoda; Insecta; Diptera; Tephritidae
Product: glutathione S-transferase D1-like
Exons: 1
Coding region: 64-729 (221 amino acids)
Biological process (GO): glutathione metabolic process
Molecular function (GO): glutathione transferase activity
Source: RefSeq, a predicted model, not a curated record